AAUACGGGGUGUUCCUAUACAUAGGGACCGCCCUCUGGAUGAAGCGGAGACAUUUACCACAGCAAUGUCAACCCAAUCCGAGGAUGGGGAAAUGCACGUUGCACGCUCCCUGUGUGGACCCAUCGCAGCACAGAAAAUAACGGUGUGAGUACUACGGAGCGAUGGCACCGCCGACUGAUGCGUCUUCAGCACAGCCUCAAGGAUCCCAGGAAAAAACGCUCAUGGCAAUUUAAAGAAACAUUGAUUUUGCAUAUUUGAAUGCAUCGCAUCAAGUCCGCUCACGCCACCAAAUCGUGAUUGGAGCUGAUUUAUCUGAUGAUGGUUUUCUAGAACAGACUGUUCCAUCACAACAGAGACUGAAGAUCCGAUCCAUCACCGGUGCUUUAUUAGCAAGUCCGUCACAGUGGUGCUAAUAUUCUCUUCUCGACAUCGGAAUAAGAACAUCUGUGAUUCUCAGGAGCCAGCUGCACCAGCUCUAAAGUAUUCGAGCAUCCUUCCGCCAGUGUGCAUCAUCAUCAUCAUCAUCAUCAUCAUCAUCGCGCCCUGCAGCUCCAUCGCAAGAGGGAGGAUCCGCAGAGGAGCUCUCUGGGCAACACUACACACACAUUCAGAGGAUGCUUUGGAUGUAAUAUAAAUAACGAUGGGGAAAGAUCAGGAAUUACUUCAAGCGGUGAAGACUGAGGACCUGAUGACGGUGCAGAAGCUCCUGCAGAGGCCCAAACCUGGGAAAGCAAAGUUGCUGGGUUCUGCCAAGAAGGUGAACGUCAACUUCCAGGAUACUGAUGGAUUUUCACCACUACACCACGCAGCUCUCAAUGGAAAUGUGGAGGUUAUAUCGCUGCUGCUGGAGUCUCAGGUCAUAGUGGACAUCAGGGACCAGAAAGGCAUGCGGCCUCUGCAUUAUGCAGCUUGGCAGGGAAAGUCAGAGCCCAUGAAGUUGCUACUGAAGUCAGGCUCCUCAGUGAACAGUCAGUCUGAUGAGGGUCAGAUCCCCCUGCACCUGGCUGCUCAGCACGGACACUAUGACGUAUCUGAGAUGCUUCUGCAGCAUCAGUCGAACCCCUGCAUAGUGGACAAUGGUGGGAGAACUCCAUUGGACCUUGCUUGUGAAUUCGGCCGGGUUGGGGUGGUCCAGCUGCUACUGAGCAGUAACAUGUGUGCAGCUCUAUUGGAGCCCAAGCCCGGAGAUUCGACUGAUCCCAAUGGCACCAGCCCGCUGCACCUCGCUGCCAAGAACGGACACAUCGACAUCAUAAGAUUGCUGAUCCAGGCUGGGAUCGACAUCAACAGGCAGACCAAAGCGGGCACUGCCCUGCACGAGGCUGCGCUGUGUGGGAAGACGGAUGUGGUGCGCCUCCUGCUGGAUAGUGGCAUCAAUGCAACAGUGAGAAACACAUACAGCCAGACAGCGCUGGACAUCGUCUACCAGUUCACUGCUACACAGGCCAGCCGGGAGAUCAAGCAGAUGCUACGAGGUAAGAAAAACGAUGCCUCAGCAGCCUUGCAGGUCAGGGCACUGAAGGACUACAGUAACAAUUACGACCUGACUAGCCUUAACAUAAAGGCUGGAAAUGUCAUCACGGUUCUGGAGCAACAUUCAGAUGGGAGGUGGAAGGGCUGCAUCCACGAUAACCGCACAGGAAAUGACAGAGUGGGCUACUUCCCCUCCAGCUUGGUAGAAGUGAUCAGUAAGAGGCCUGGGACUGCGGGUAAGAGAGGACAACAGGCGGGUUCAUGGAGUACAGUCACUUGUACCCAACAGUAUCAAAAGAUACGGCUCUGUGCGCCGGUGUGCGGCCCUGUGUCGCCCGCCGUUGCCAUGGUGAAUGGGGACUCGUAUCAUGAGAUUCAUAUCCUGCCGCCUCCUCCACCUCCGCCACCACAUUCCCAUCUGCCACUUUUCACUUCCUUUGGCUAUAACAGGUCCCCAAACACCUCAGGAGAGCCGCACAGUGGACAAGAGACAAAGAAUGACCAAGAUUUGGCUAGUUCUCGCGGCUCAGAGUCCAGUCCACAUGGCUCACCCACCCCAGCCGGUGGUCCCCAAGGUGGCAGCAGCGAGGAGAUCUGGGUGCUGCGCAAGCCUGUGGCAGGUGGAGACCGCAGCAGUGUGGGCAGUUCAGGCAGCGUGGCCAGUGCCCGAUCUUCUGGUAGUGGACAGAGCGCAGGAAGCAGCAAUAUUCUUCAUGCACAGGCAGAGGGAGUCAAGCUUCUGGCCACGGUUUUGUCCCAGUCUGCCAAAGCUAAAGAACACCUGCUGGAGCAGACCAAGUCUUUGGAUCACCCCUCUCACGCUUCCAGCAACAAGGGAUCCUCCUCACGCAGUCAGAGUUUAUCAAGCUGUCCACUUCAUGAGCAGCCGUAUGGGGAGGCGGUGUCCCAGAGGAAAGGGGAGGCACUGCCUGAGAUGAAGAGCUCAGAGGCUGUUAUCGAAUGGCUGAGCGAAUUUCAGCUGCAGGUCUACGCUCCAAACUUCGUCACCGCCGGCUAUGAUAUUCCUACCAUUAGCCGAAUGACCCCAGAGGAUUUAACAGCUAUUGGGGUAACCAAACCAGGACAUCGAAAGAAGAUAACCACAGAGAUCAAUAAGAUCACUGUUAAUGAGUGGCUUCCUGACAAAAAACCGGCGAAUCUUGGAGAGUGGUUAGCUAUGAUUGGGUUGAGUCAAUAUCACCAAGUCUUAGUCCAAAAUGGAUACGAAAACAUUGAGUUUAUUACUGACAUCACGUGGGAGGACCUUCAGGAGAUUGGCAUUUCAAAACUUGGACACCAGAAGAAGCUUAUGCUUGCAGUGAAGAAGCUGGCAGAGAUCCAGAAGGCCUCUGACGGUCGCAAUACACUGCGUAAAAAGCCCCCAGCCACUCAGGAGGUGAUGGCUAUUGAGAGCCCACCCCACGACAGCGGAGAGUGUAUGUCCCCUAAAAUGAGCACUUUCCAGGACGGUGAACUGAGUGGGGAGUUACAGGCUGCUCUUACACGCCCUGUUGAUGUGCAGGAUGUCUCAGAAAUGAGAACCAACAGCAGUCUGGGAGCACAACAUCGAGCCCACAGUCUGCAUGAGAGCAGUAUGAACAAGAGCCGAGACACAGAGGAGCCUAGUGGGCCACCCAAAAAGGAAGCACGUACCAUGCGCCAGAGCAGCCAGGGGGGCCAGAGAAGUGUCUCAUCGGCGCAUGCAAAACCACGUCAGUCUUAUCCCCAAGGGACAGGACCACCCUAUACUCCUCCACAAACGCCCACCAAAACAAAACCUCCCACCUCACAGACCAUAAGCAACGCACCAGGUAAACAAAAACCUAGUUCUCAGCUGCAUCAGCAGACUGAAAAGCCCAUGACACCUCGUGCUCAUCCCCAAUCCCCCACUCAAAGGUCCCAUUCACACCCAGCUGCCCAGCUUGUGGAAACUAUGGAAGCUGCACCCCAAGGACCUGCUGUCUCAGUACCACUUCUGUGUCUGCCUCCAGAAGGCAAUGAAGCCUGCGAUGAGUACGGUCUGCCUAAGAAACGUACCCACAGCCUGAAUCGCUAUGCUGUGUCUGAUGGUGAGCAGGAGCGGGACGAGCUAAAUGUGCCAGAUUUAGGAGGAAAGUAUGCUACAGUACAGCACCGGGUGGUUCGCAGCAACUCAAUGAAAGGGCAGGCAGACAAAAAUGUCAACCGAAGCCAGUCCUUUGCACUCAGACAGAAGAAGAAAGGUCCUCCUCCACCUCCCCCCAAACGCUCUAGUUCAGCCAUCUCAAGCUCCAGUAAUAAUCUGACAGAAGUGCCCAAGGAGAUGAGCAGUGGACCACUUCUGGAGGUUCCCUACCAACCACAAAGACGUGCAAGUGACCUGGGUGGCACUGUAGACUCGGGGAGUGCUGGUAGUGUUAGGAGUAUUGCGGCUAUGUUGGAAAUGUCCUCCAUUGGUGGGGGUCCCAAGGGUCUUGCUUUACAGAAAUCUGCAGGCCACUAUCUCCAGGUGGGUUCUGCAGUAGCAAAGCAGCGUGAUGCCAUUGGACUGGAUGGAGAAGUAGUGAACCGUCGCAGGACUAUUAGUGGGCCUGUCACUGAGUUAGUAGCAGCUGCCAAGCGAAGACCACAGCCGGAGCCAGUCCAGGAUAGACAACGCAAUGAAACACAGCCAAGCUCUAGUGGGAGCUCAGCAGAGAACCUUCCAUUUGCUGAGGAUGGAAACCUCACCAUCAAACAAAGACCUAGACAGGGCAAAGAUGAGACUGAGGAGGGACUAGAAAUGUCAUACUCUUUACCCCAGGAGAAUCCUUCACGUGUGGAUGCCACAGCCUCGCUGAAAAGGAGCACCAAGCAGCAACCAAAUGGCACCAAGUUCCAUCUCACAGAGUCAAAUACAGUUAAGCGCCGCCCAAAGAGCAAAGACAAAGAUACAGAAGAAGUUCAGGAUGGGCAGAUGCCUGUACCAUAUGAGAAUGGGACUGGCACCAUUAAAAGGCGCCCUGUGUCAGAGGUGACUGUUUCAGAACAGCCCAGGCCACAGGAACAUCCUGAGAACUCACCCCGUCGAGACAGUGCAGACCUGGAAGGCCAUGUUACUGAGAGUACCCCUCGUAAGUCCAUCAAACCUCCGGUGUCCCCCAAACCUGUUCUGGCCCAGCACAUGAAGAAACAAGGACCACCGGCUGCCAUCACCAAGAAAGCCCCAUUUCCUGGACCAACUGGGGCACCUGGCAGCCCAGGUACUACACAGUGUGGCCCUUUCACUUGCCCUGUCUUUACACAAUUAUUUGAAGGAAAGAAAGUACCUCCUCCAAUUUUACCAAAACCUACACCUCCACCCACAGCUCCCAAACCAUCCAAAAAUGUUCUGCAGUCUUUAAAUGCAACACCUAACCCCACUCCAACACCCUCUCCAGUCAAGCAGACUGUCACCAGAAUAGCAAGCACAGCUUCUGCCCAGAACAACCACCCUGUCAAGGCUACAACCCCACCAGCCUUGAGUGCGCAGAUCCCACACACACCCCAGUCUCCUCACACCCCACAGACACCUCGGACACCCCAAACCCCACAGACACCCCAAACUCCCCAAACCCCACUGACACCCCAAACUCCCCAAACCCCACAGACACCCCAAACUCCCCAUACAUCAGGUCCCCCAACUCCCACCCCUACACCCCCACCUGUGAAGCCCCCUCGCUCUUCAAUCAGUGGGGUGUCCAUGGACAGUUCAGCUGGAUCAGCGUUUGUCGCAGGGGUAGUGACAGUAGAUGCAGUGCACCAGAAGAUAGAGGAGACCAGUGCCUCGCUGGCUGCAGCCCUGCAGGCAGUAGAAGAGAAGAUCAAGGAGGAUGGGCAAAAAGACUCAUUGGCUGAAAACAAGAGCACAGUGAGCAUCCUAGACGACAUCGGCAGCAUGUUCGAUGACCUGGCCGACCAGCUGGAUGCCAUGCUGGAGUGAAGAGCACAGCCUGUGUCUAUGUGGCACAACCUCAGGGCCCCGGGAGAGCACAAGGGCACAAUGACCAACAACAUACCCACCUAUCCCUUCCUAAUCCUCAACUCUGGCUCCUCUCACCCCUCUUUUCUCCUCCCUUCCCCAUCACCAUAAAACACCUAUCUCUCCUCUCUCCCUCCGAGUUGGUUUGCACAAACCCAAGCUGAUGUACCUCAGGACUGGGCAGAAAGCCAUCCAGGGCUUUAAAAAUCAAAGACAGAGCAGAGGGCGGAGAACAGAGGCUAGGUUUUAAUACAUAAAGCUCAUCUCUCUGUCUAUGGAAUAUCGCUAUCUACCAUGAGCAAUGACUAGUAAAAUAAUAUGAAAACAAUAAUAACUGUAUAUGAAAUAAUAGUAUGGUAUGUGUAUAUUGUAAGCAUGAGGGAAGUUUGUAUCUGUAAAGAAAAAAAUCUCAUAGUGAGAGUCAUGCAUUAGUACAGUUAUAUAUAUAUAUAUAUAUAUAUAUAUAUAUAUAUAUAUAUAUAUAUAUAUAUAUAAAUAAAUAUAAAUAUUUUAUGUUUUUAUUUCAUGUUCAAUGGUACAUACAGUGUUGAAACAUUAAGAAAUCUAUCAACUUUGAUGACAGAUAUGUGGAUUUUUCUACGACUGUAUUUAAGUUUAAAAAAAAAAAUAUAUAUAUAUAUAUAAUAAUAAGGCUGGCUUAAACAUCCUGUAUGUUUGGCUGUGCUCUGCUGAAGAGUGUUGUGGGCUGUGUUGAAUGUAGUGAAGUGACUGAAGUGGCUGUUUCACCCCCUGCUCUGUGCUUGCUCUGGGCUCCUGAUCUGUGCUGUUGUGACCCUUUAUGUUUCCAUUCACUUUCUGCCUGUGUGAACUCAUACAUUCCUGCUCCUGCACAGUCUUCUUCCUUCAUCUGCCCUCAUCAUGUGCAGUGUCCUGUGUGCCUUAACAUGAGAGGUGACCUCAGUGCUGAUAACACACAAGCAAACUGGUUCAAUCUGAGAAAGGUCCUGUGUUCAUAUGGGAGGCAUUGCCUUAAGCAAGUAGGAAAGGAAGGGGCUGUGUGUUCUGAUUUUGUGAGGAGUAAUUCUCAUCCUUGGAAAUCUCCAUUCUUCAGUCAUCUACAGCAAGGUUAUAUAUAGUUUAGGCCUUGAAGUCAACAGGAAUUGCUGGUUUACUUCCAUGCUGUGAUGCAUUUCCAGACAAAACAGGAUAUGCAAGGAAAAAAUGUACAGUGGGACUAUAUGGUGAAGGUAGGCACUGAAAACUAGAAUAGCUAUUGGUUAGCAUUAUGCAAUAGCCUGAGUGGCCUAAGUAAAGUGCAAUGAAUGAAUUGUUCACAAUAAGACCAGGAUCACGCAUUUAGAAAGUAAAUAGAGUUUUGUUGGCUUUUACUAUAUGAGUGACCUCAGAAACACAGGCAAGAACAAGGUAGAGGGGUCCAUUGAUGGUUGACGGUUUGCAGAAUGUGGUAUGUCAGGAAGCACAAAGUGAGGAAGUUGCAAAUGUGUGUGUAAGUGGCAUAACUUAAAACUUAAAAGAAACAUGCAAGGAUGCUGCAGACUGACAGUGCAGUGAACUAACAAGGAUUUCACAAAUGUUGAUGUGGAUUGAUGCUCAGCAUUUCCACCUACCCAAGGAAUCUUCUUAGCUUAAGGCUCUGAGUUUGGACAGGUGUAGUUCCAUUGGAAGCCUGCAUGCAGUCUAAUCUCAGCACAUCGCUCAGUGGCUGUUUAAGGGUGUGAAUGUACCAUGGUGUGCCUGCUUUUUGCAUUCUCUCCAAAAUCAUCCAGACAGAUGUCCUUAAUGACCAAAGUAAAAGCUCCAGUCCAGUUUAGCAUGGGUCCAUAACUUAUUCUGAAUAACAUAGCAUUAUCUAGGUUAAACAUAUUCACUGAGAAUCACAUUAAAGUAACUUUAUAGGGACAUAUAUUGAGGGUAGGCUAUGCACUGCUUUUACAUUUAUUUGGUUUGGUCUCUGUGGACAAGCUGUGGGGAGUGCAGUUCGCUCUUAUGACAGCACCGGUCACAACGGAACCUCUUGCAAGCCUCUGAAUGUCAUUAUCUCAUUGCCAGCAAACUCACAGUCUAUCAUUAUCUUUAACCAUCUUUGUUGCCAUGACAAUCUGCCUGCUCAUUAUUAGAAUUGUCACAGUAUCAAAAUGAUCUUAAAUGUAAUUAAAGAAAGGGCCCAAAGGAAGGGGACAGAAGCAAGAAAAGUAGUUGUGUAGGUCUCACAAUGUUUUAAACACCUUCAGUAGCUCCAUAUAUGCUUAAUCCCUUCUCCGGUUCUCAGAAGAAUAUUUGUAAUAUUUAAUUUAUGAACAGAAAUUAUUCUAGAUGUUUUCAGGAAGUAUUUAAUGAUGAAGCAUCAAGAGGGCUUGUUGAUAAAACUGCUAAUAUUUAAGAUAAAAGUUUAAAUUGUCUUCUUGGCUCUUAAAAAGUAUUUUAAAUGAAUUGUAAAUGGUCAUUUUUUUAGAACUCAAGUUUUCUUUUUUAAGGUAGCUUUUUUUGAUAAGUUUUUUGACUGCCAUGUCUUCAGAUGAAAUAAGUUGUAUAUUAUGCAAAUGUUAUGUUUAAAAAAACAACAACAUGUAUGUGCCUUGCUUUAGUUCUUUUUGUCUUUCAUGUUUAAACAAUGCGUUGAGGAUAUGUUGCUGGUCUUUUUCCAUCAGAUGUUCAGAAUUAUAUCCCUUUAUGUUGCGGUCUGCUCUACGGACAGAGCUCAGAUGUCUGGCAUGGGAAUUGGAUUUAUAAAAGCUUCAUCAUGCUUAUCGCUUCAAAGGACUGGGUGUCGAUCCGGUGUUAAUUGAAUUGUUAUGGCCCUGCCCCCCCGUGUAUAUAGCUAGAUGUUUGUCACUGUGAAUCUUCAUUCAGUUAUUUUCUUCACUUUAAAGUUCUCAUUGUCAUUUUCUUAUUGUCAUGUUUGCUUUUUUUUUCUUUCGUCUUUUUUAAUACCAGAGAAGAAGAAAAAAACUGAAAAAUUAUGAAAUUCUGAAAACACUGAAGUCAAACUUAUUGUUGGUGCAAGAUGUUAUUUAAUAAUGAAAGCUGUUUUCAAUUCCAUCCUUUUUGCAGACAUUUCAAAAAGAAAAAAGAAAUCUGCACUGAUCAGUGUGUGCAGGCUGUAUAUUGUGUUGAUGUUCUGCCAUUGACUUGUAUGAUACCUGCUGUGACUGGCAUUAGGAACAGUGGUGUGCUUGCAGUGACUGCAUCAACAACCACCUGCUCUAAAUAAAACAUUAUAUAGAAACAA
Messenger RNA from Carassius carassius (crucian carp), 8663 nucleotides. RefSeq names its product caskin-1-like. The transcript has 23 exons. Gene Ontology annotation, molecular function: protein binding. Lineage: Eukaryota; Metazoa; Chordata; Actinopteri; Cypriniformes; Cyprinidae. The record is from RefSeq and is a predicted model, not a curated record. Bases 641 to 5413 code for a protein of 1590 amino acids.